UUGGUGAGCAUAUCUACCUAGAUUUCAAAAUCAAUGAAAGGGAGAAUGUACGAAUCUGAUUUGUUGGAUUCGCAAGACUCAUGGCUCUCCGGCGACGACCUCAGCCGCACGCUCUCCUCUGUCUCCGCCACUGCCACUUCCAACGGAGGCGUCGAUCCGGUCCUCUUCAACAACCUCGUGGAGAUGGUCCCACUCGUCCAGUCGCUCAUUGAUCAGAAAUCCAAUUCCACGUUCACGCGGCGGGGUUCUAUGGUCUACACAAAGACGCCUACUAGACAAUCCCUCUGUAAAAAGACAGUUGGAAGGAGUGCUACUCUUCCAACAAAAAAGCGCAGGGACCAGGGAGACACGAAUGCAGCCAACACCCAAGACAUAGAAGACUUAUCAGUUUCCUCCACAACAUUGCUCUCUGAAAAGGAGAGAGAAGAACUGACGGCAUUGAGGGACCAAGUAGAGGAGCUAAAGAAGCAGUUAUCACAAAAGGAUGGACUUUUGGAAUCAGCACAACUUGUAAAGAAUGAGAUAGCUUCGAUUCAGACAAAUUAUGAGGAACUUCAAAAUGAGGCUGCAGAAAAGGAAUCCCUAAUUAAUUCCACUCAACUACAGCUUUCAGAUGCAGAGGUUAAGCUUGCCGACAAACAAGCAGCUGUUGAAAAGUUACAAUGGGAGGCUACGACUUCCAACAAGAAAGUGGAGAGGCUCCAGGGAGAUCUAGACAAGGUGCAAGGGGAGCUAUCAUCUUUUAUGCUAUUUAUUGAAGGCUUGACAAGGAAUGAUUCUUCCAUUUCUGCUGAAGAUUAUGAUGACGUCCUCUACCCUAUUGAUCAAAAUCAUGAAAUAGACCAUGAAAUGGAUAUGCAGGAACUGGAAGCUGCAAGGGCUGCUUAUAUCACUGCCGUGGCGGCUACAAAAGAAUUGCAAAAUGAAGAAUCUAUUUCUGCUGCCGCAAGAAAAAGGUUUGAUCUGCAGUCAUUAGUUCUGCAAUAAUCUUAGCAGCUUCUCUGAGGCAUUGUUCUCUGAAACAUACGUCUAUAGCUUUUGCAUGCCGUGUUGCAUAAAAUGGUAGGAAGAUCUUGAUGUGGUGUGAUAUGUAAACUAGUGGUGAUAUUUAUUUUGAAUGGAGUCCUUUAGGUAUUCCAGUAAACUGUGUUUCUGUACGUUGAGAAUAGUACUGUAAUGUUUUUUAGUUCUCUCUCAAAUGAGAAGGUAAUUGUAGUAGCA
This is a messenger RNA of Salvia hispanica, 1221 nucleotides long. RefSeq names its product protein MICROTUBULE BINDING PROTEIN 2C-like. Lineage: Eukaryota; Viridiplantae; Streptophyta; Magnoliopsida; Lamiales; Lamiaceae. The record is from RefSeq and is a predicted model, not a curated record. Gene Ontology annotation, molecular function: microtubule binding. Gene Ontology annotation, biological process: plasmodesmata-mediated intercellular transport.